This is a messenger RNA of Myotis daubentonii (Daubenton's bat), 2264 nucleotides long. RefSeq names its product WD repeat and SOCS box containing 2 (gene WSB2). The record is from RefSeq and is a predicted model, not a curated record. Lineage: Eukaryota; Metazoa; Chordata; Mammalia; Chiroptera; Vespertilionidae. Gene Ontology annotation, biological process: protein polyubiquitination; intracellular signal transduction. Gene Ontology annotation, molecular function: protein binding.
GGCGGCGGCAUGAGGGCCGGCGGCCCGGGGGGCUGAGGCGCCGCCUGCCGCGGCCGUACGUCCUCCAUGGAGGCCGGAGGCAUUCAUAGGAAAAUGAGGCCUCUGGUCACUGGGUUUACCCUUCCAAAGGUUACUGAGUCAUGGGUAACCAGCAGAGGGGAGUGCCAGAGCUGAGUAACCACGGUGGAAUGUGGCCUUUGGCUACUGUUACUGCCCCAGGUCAUUUAAGUGGCAGUUCCCUCCCAGAAUCCCACCCGUGCCAUGAGGAACCGCUGCUGCUGGCCGAACUCAAGCCCGGGCGCCCCCACCAGUUCGAUUGGAAGUCGAGCUGUGAAACCUGGAGUGUGGCCUUCUCCCCAGAUGGCUCCUGGUUUGCUUGGUCGCAAGGACACUGCAUUGUCAAGCUGAUCCCCUGGCCGCUGGAGGAGCAGUUCAUCCCUAAAGGGUUUGAAGCCAAAAGCCGAAGCAGCAAAAAUGAUACAAAAGGGCGAGGCAGCCCGAAGGAGAAGACUCUGGACUGUGGGCAGAUUGUGUGGGGUUUGGCCUUCAGCCCGUGGCCUUCGCCACCCAGCAGGAAGCUCUGGGCACGCCACCAUCCCCCAGGGCCAGACGCCUCCUGCCUGAUCCUCGCUACGGGGCUCAACGAUGGUCAGAUCAAGAUCUGGGAGGUGCAGACAGGGCUCCUGCUUUUGAAUCUUUCCGGCCACCAAGAUGUUGUGAGAGAUCUGAGCUUCACACCCAGCGGCAGUUUGAUUUUGGUCUCUGCGUCUCGGGACAAGACUCUGCGCAUCUGGGACCUGAAUAAGCAUGGUAAACAGAUUCAGGUGUUGUCGGGCCAUCUGCAGUGGGUUUACUGCUGCUCCAUCUCCCCGGACUGCAGCAUGCUUUGCUCUGCAGCUGGAGAGAAGUCGGUCUUCCUCUGGAGCAUGCGGUCCUACACAUUAAUCCGGAAGCUAGAGGGCCACCAGAGCAGUGUUGUCUCUUGUGACUUCUCCCCUGACUCUGCCUUGCUUGUCACGGCUUCUUACGACACCAACGUGAUCAUGUGGGACCCUUACACUGGCGAGAGGCUGAGGUCACUCCACCACGCCCAGCUCGAACCCCCCAUGGAUGACAGCGAUGUCCACAUUAGCUCCCUGAGAUCUGUGUGCUUCUCUCCAGAAGGCUUGUACCUCGCCACUGUGGCGGAUGACAGACUCCUCAGGAUCUGGGCUCUGGAACUGAAAACUCCAAUUGCAUUUGCUCCCAUGACCAAUGGUCUUUGCUGCACAUUUUUCCCACACGGUGGAGUUAUUGCCACAGGGACAAGGGAUGGUCACGUCCAGUUCUGGACAGCUCCCCGGGUCCUGUCAUCACUGAAGCACUUAUGCCGGAAAGCCCUCCGAAGUUUCCUCACCACCUACCAAGUGCUGGCACUGCCAAUCCCCAAGAAAAUGAAAGAGUUCCUCACGUACAGGACUUUGUAAGCAGCGCCACACGAUCUCGUGUGUUUUCUCUGUAGCAGAUACAGCUCCCUGGCGAAGGAGUCGCUGGGAGAAUGGGCCAAACACCUGGUCUUGGAUGGACAUAGUUUCUCUUUGGAAUUGGGAACAGAAUGUAGCAAAACCAGAUUCCAGUGGACUCGUCAUGGAUCUUGUCCCCUCGACAUGUCAGUCAUAGAGGAGGGGACUCCACCUCCGUGGCCACAGCGCCUUAUCUUCAAUCUUCAGUCCACUUAGAAGCAACAGUUUUGAAUUCUAGUAGUUUUGAUUCAAAGUGCAGAUAAUGAGGUUUCGGUAAGAAGAGUUAUAGGCCUCGCCAGCCUCUGUAGCGGCCGAGGGGUUUCAGCUCCCUCUGCUGGGAAGUGUGGCUCCUGCCUGGUCCCGGCUGUUUCAGAUGCGGCAGCAGCGGCCUUGUUUCAGCUCCUCUCCUGUUGUCAGAGUUGGUGUUGGCAAGUCUCUCCUUCCUUUAGCUUCUCUCUGAGCAGCGGGAGUUUCCACGGAGCAGGCUCUGGUAUUAGCUAAAUUACAGGUGACGCAGGCUGUGCUCCUGACUAAUACACUAUAAUUGGCUUUUUCUUUUUUUAAACAAUGGUGUGCAUGUGCAGAUGACAAACUUAUAUGCCAGGUUACACAAGGAUUUACUCCUAAACUGCAUGACUGUUCAGAUGGCUGAGUUGUUGGUUGUUUGCCUCUCAUUAGCAUAUUUAUUUUUAUUUUCUCAACAGAUGUUAAGGUACAACUGUGUUUUUCUUGAUAUCUAAAAACCAUAGUACUUAAGUUGAA